This is a messenger RNA of Emiliania huxleyi CCMP1516, 981 nucleotides long. RefSeq lists its product as hypothetical. The transcript has 3 exons. The record is from RefSeq and is a predicted model, not a curated record. Gene Ontology annotation, molecular function: GTPase activator activity; small GTPase binding. Bases 1 to 981 code for a protein of 326 amino acids. Lineage: Eukaryota; Haptophyta; Isochrysidales; Noelaerhabdaceae. Gene Ontology annotation, biological process: activation of GTPase activity; nucleocytoplasmic transport. Gene Ontology annotation, cellular component: nucleus; perinuclear region of cytoplasm; cytosol.
AUGCUGGAGAACACGAUGGACCUCUGGUACACGCACGCCUCGGUCACUGUCGUGCUGCUCACGCAGCUGCCCGACGAGCUGCCCGCCGGCUUUGACCGAAGCCGGACCUACGACGCUCGCGGCUGGACGACAUUCGAGCGGUGCUCCGCAGAGCUGGGCGCAAAGCCCGCCUGUUUGGGCUUUGCCAAGUGGAAGCUCGUCAUCGACGUCGCCAGCGACGACGGCGGCGCUCAGCGGCGGCUCCCCGCGACUCCGGAGCGCAUGGCGAAGCUGCUCGCCGCUUGCCGCUUCACCAACGGCGCGGACUCGUCGACCGUGCUGACGCUCUACGAGAAGACGGCGAAGGCAGUGCUGGGCACCGUCGAGAAGCUCGACUACAGGGGUUUGCCGAUCGUGCGUGGCGACGCGUGGACUAGCCCGGCGCUGUUGGCGGAGGCGCUGAACUAUUGCGAGAGCCUCCGGUACCUCGGCUUAGGAGGGGCGCGCCUCGACGACGAGGGCGUGGCGGAGCUUGCAGCAGGGCUCGAGGAUGGCGCGCUCCCGGCGCUUGAGUCCCUCAUCGUAGCGUCAAACCGCUACGGCGCGCGCGGCGUCGGCGCGCUCUGCGGCGUGUUUCAUCGCGGCGUGGCGCCGACUCUGCAGACACUCGCCGUCGGUUUCACGCCUAUUGGAGAUGAGGGAGCCGCGGCGCUAGCUACGGCGCUGGCGACGGGCAAGCCGUCCCAUGCGCUGGUCUUGACGUUCUGCGACGUGGGUGACGAGGGCGCGAUGGCUGUCGCGGCUGCCCUCCCGGCCGCGGGUCAGGGAUUUCGCGUGACCGCCAUGUGGAAUCCGAUCGGUCUCACGGGCCAGGCGGCACUACUAGAGGCGCUCGAGACGAAGCACGGGCCGCAGCUGGGGCAUGCGCUAGCGGUGAUGCAGGGCAACCAAGCUCCAAGGCGCAAGGCCAAGGCGCAAGGGCAAAAGGGGGGGCGAGAAUAA